CGCAACUGCUGCGAACCUGCAGGUCUCUCCUCCGCUACUGGACACCUGUCUAGCUCAGAUUGAUGGCAAUGUGGCUUCUACUUCAUGUCAUCGCCCUGACGGAGGUCAAAGACGUCGUACUGGCUGACGGCAGUAUGGUGGUUCCUCUGUGCCCCAAAGGGUACUUUCCUUGUGGGAAUCUCACCAAGUGCUUACCCCGAGCCUUUCACUGUGAUGGCGUGGACGAUUGCGGGAAUGGUGCUGACGAGGACAGCUGUGGUGACACUAGUGGAUGGGCGACCAUAUUUGGCACAGUCCAUGGAAAUGUCAGUAAAGUGACAUUAACACAGGAGUGCUUUCUCAGCCAGUAUCCGCCACACUGUUCCUGCAGAGAGAACGAACUGGAAUGCAUGAACACUGAGUUAAAAGCUGUGCCAAAGGUUUCUAGCAAUGUGACAUUACUAUCUCUUAAGAAAAACAAAAUCCACAGUCUUCCAGUCAAAGUUUUCAGCAAGUACACAGAACUCAAAAAGAUAUACCUCCAGCACAACUGCAUCACACACAUAUCCAGGAAAGCAUUUUCUGGAUUAUAUAAUCUACAAAUACUAUAUCUCAGCCAUAACUGCAUAACAGCUCUCAGGCCUGGAAUAUUCAAAGACUUGCAUCAGCUCUCUUGGCUAAUUUUAGACGACAAUCCAAUCAGCAAAGUCUCGCAGAGGUCCUUUACUGGAUUAAGCUCCUUGUUCUUCUUGUCCAUGGUGAGUAACCAGCUAGAAGGCCUUCCUGAACGUCUGUGUGCCCAGAUGCCUCAACUCAACUGGAUGGAUCUGGCAAACAAUGAAAUAAAGUACCUAACGAACUCCACCUUCCUUACGUGCGACUCGCUCACGGUUCUGUUUCUGCCUAGAAAUCAAAUUGGAUUUGUUCCAAACAAGACAUUUUCUUCAUUAAAAAAUUUAGGAGAACUGGACUUGUCUAGCAAUAUGAUAACGGAACUACCAGCUCACAUUUUCAGCGACCUGCAUCUUCUCCAGAAACUGAACCUGUCGUCCAAUCCUCUUCUGUAUAUCCACCAGAACCAGUUUGGAAGUCUCAAACAACUUCAGUCUCUAGACCUGGAAAGGAUAGAGAUUCCAAACAUAAACCCAGGCAUGUUCCAGUCCAUGAAGAACCUCUCGCACAUUUACUUGAAAGCCUUUCGAUACUGCUCCUAUGUUCCCCAUGUCCGAAUCUGUAUGCCCCCGACUGACGGCAUUUCUUCAUCUGAGGACCUCUUGGCUAACAAUAUCCUCAGAGUGUCUGUCUGGGUUAUAGCUCUCAUUACCAGCGUUGGGAAUUUCCUUGUCAUUGCCGUGAGAUCUCUUAUUAAGGCUGAGAAUACGACUCAUGCUAUGUCCAUCAAAAUCCUUUGUUGUGCCGACUGCCUCAUGGGGGUGUACCUGUUCUUCGUGGGCGCCUUUGACAUCAAGUACCGAGGGCAGUAUCAGAAGUACGCGCUGCUGUGGAUGGAGAGUGUACCCUGCCGCCUCCUGGGCUUCCUGGCCAUGCUGUCCACGGAGGUGUCAGUGCUGCUGCUGACUUUCCUGACUCUGGAGAAGUUCCUGGUCAUCGUCUACCCUUUCAGCAACCUGCGCCCGGGCAAGCGCCAGACUGCGGUGGCCCUCGGCAGCGCCUGGGGGCUGGGAUUUCUCAUAGCUGCCGUUCCCUUCACCAGCGAGGAUUAUUUUGGCAACUUUUAUGGGAAAAAUGGAGUCUGCUUCCCACUUCAUUAUGACCAAGCAGAAGAUUUUGGAAGUAGAGGGUACUCCCUUGGGAUUUUCCUAGGUGUGAACUUGCUGGCUUUCCUCGUCAUUGUGUUCGCCUACGUCACCAUGUUCUGCUCUAUCCAGAAAACAGCCCUUCAGACUGCGGAAGUGAGGAGCCACAUCCGGAAGGAGGUGGCUGUUGCAAACCGCUUCUUCUUUAUUGUGUUCUCAGAUGCCAUCUGCUGGAUUCCCGUGUUUGUUGUUAAAAUUCUGUCUCUUCUUAAAGUGGAGAUACCAGGUACGAUCACUUCCUGGAUAGUAGUGUUUUUCCUUCCGGUAAACAGCGCCCUGAACCCCAUCCUUUACACUCUCACCACCUCGUUUUUUAAGGACAAGUUGAAACAGUUGCUGCACAAGCACCGAAGGAAAUCGAUUUUCAAAGUCAAAAAGAAAAGUUUAUCCACCUCCAUUGUGUGGACCGAUGACUCCUCACUUAGACUCGGAGUUCUGAACAGAAUUGCCCUUGGGGACAGUAUAACGAAGCCAGUCUCCCCUUAGUGGUUUUGGGUCACGGGACUUUGAGGAUACUACCUGAAACAAGGUACAGUUUGGGGAAGAUGGCAUCAGAGACGGUUUCCAUCUUGGCCAGCAGCCACCCUUUGAGCACCAGGGAUACUGUGGAAUGACUGUUGACCCUGCCUUCUGGUGACAGCACCAUGGCCCAUCCACCAAGCGAGAACUGCAUGGAAAGCCUCUCCUCUUCACCUGGCCAGGCCUGGCAUGCACAAGUGAAUCCACGCAGGCUGGCAUACGGUGGAUCUCCAGGUAGCCAGCACUGCCUGCCCACCGGAGAGCGCCCAUGUGUAGCCACUGCGUGGACUUUUUCUACAUCGACUUGCACUGUCUGUGAGUGAGGACGACCACGACAUCUUCUCCCAGCGCGGCAUUCGUGACACGGAAUGAACAUCUUUUUUCCUUGCCCUUUCAGUAGCCAAUGAACCAUCAGCAUCUUGUCAAUGCUUCCGACAGCUUCCGCAGGCAGCUGGGAUAGCAACUUCGCCCGUGGUUCUCCAUACGAGUUUAUCAUGCCUUCUGUGACUGGACAAGCAGGAGGCAUGCGGUGGGAGCCUAAAACCAGUCAUCUCUUGACAUCUAUGAAGCAUCUAUUUAAGCUCAGAAACGCUGAGAUUUUAGAUGCUUUUCCUAAUGUUACCCAGGGAGCAAAGGAAAAUCGGGCACCCAAACAGUUAUAAUUUUCAAGUGCUUUAGAACAGUAUUUCAUUGUGGGUGAGUUCUCUCUUCCUUUUGCACAGAGACACGGAGAGUUAAAAGGAGACUCAAGGAGACUGCCCUGAUCUGGGGGCUUUUGCUUAGUUGCACAAAUUCCCAUUGCCAUACAAAAAGGUCAGAAACGUUGGAUUAGUUUUUGUUGUUGUUGUUUUUGAAAGUGAAAAAUGUAUAGGAAGACUGGGACAUUUUUAUACUGAGAGUUUAUAUAAGGGGGAAGACUACUCCGAGUAAAUUUAUAUUUUGCAUUUGUCUGCAUGCUGCGUUAAGCUUGACAAAGACUGUGGCUGGACUUGCUGAUGUCUGAACGUGUUCCUCCAGACGAGUAACAUCACACAGCGCUGUGUCUCACUGGAUACAUCUUACCUUUCUGUUCUUCCCGUUGCCAAAGCAUGAAACAGUAAGCGAACUUCAUCACCUCCCUUCCCUUCUGACUGAGACCUUUGGAAGAAACAAAACGCAAACAUCUAUCUUAACACACUGUGCUGAGGGCAUCCUCCCUUGAAAGGAAGAGCCACACCCCCAAAAGUCUAUGGGAGCCUCACAUGAUAGUCUAGAAAGACUAAAUUUGUUUAUGUAAUUUUUUGUUUGUUUGUUUUUCGAGUUUCGAGACAGGGUUUCUCUGUACCUUUGGAGCCUGUCCUGGAACUGGCUCUUGUAGAACACGCUGGCCUCGAACUCACAGAGAUCCACCUGCCUGUGCUUCCCAAGUGCUGGGAUUAAAGGUGUGCACUACCACUACCCAGCCUGUUUAUGUGAUUUUCAGUUUGCUUACUAACAGGGUUGUUUACGCUCACCAGAGUCUCUAAAAUACCUUUGUUUUGGUCACAGGCUAUCUGGUUAGUUUUUGUCAACUUGACGCAAACCUAGCCUGGAACAUGAACCAAACACAACUGGAAAGAAGGAAUCCUAAGGGAAGAGUUGCCUCCCUCAGAUUGGCCUGUGGGCAUGUCUCUGUGAUGUGUUCUUAAUUGCUAACUGCUAUAGGAGGACCAGUCCACUGUGGGAGGUGCCACCUGGGCAGACAGGUCUGGGUUGUAUAAAAGUGUAGCUGAGCUAGUCUGGGGUGGGCGGAUGGGUGGGAGCAAGGCAGCAAACAUCGUCUGUCUGUGGCCUCUGCUUCAGUUCCUGCCUCCCGUUUCCAGCCUUGAGCUCCUGCCUUGGCCUCCCUCCGGUGAUGAACUAUAACCUGUGGGCCAAAUCAUCCGUCUCCUCUGCAAGCUGCUUUUGGUGGUGGUGUUUAUCACAGCAACAGGUUUUAAACAAAAUUACACAGAUUUGAGCUUUGCCUACAGGCAGUGGCGGCAGGGUGCAUUUCCCUUUUACACCCCUACCUCAGCUCCUUUCAUGUGGGCCCCAGAGCAUGGGAAAGCCACAUGGCUUCAGUCUCUUAAAGAAAUUGGAAGCACUCUCAAGGGUACUCCAGGGCCAGAUUGACUCCAUAUUUGCCGAUUUUUUUUUACCUCCUUCUAUCUUCCUCAGUUUAGUAGGGAGCAGUGUGGAGAGGCACAGAGUGCACACACUAGUGAGCAGUGUGGACAGCUCCAGAGUGCACACACUAGUGAGCAGUGUGGAGAGGCACAGGGUGCACACACUAGUGGGCAGUGUGGAGAGCUACGGGAUUCACACAGCAGACAUGAGAACUGAGAGGCUUUUAUCAGUUACACACAAGUGGAAUCUUAGCUUCUAGCACCAUCCAGGAAUACAUGUGAGGUGUGCAGACAUAUGUGUUACAGGCUUUCAGCACAGCAUAAAUAGACAUAUGACAGGCGUGACCUAAAGUGGUUUGGGUGAGAACGGCCCCCAUAGCCCCAGAUGCUUGGUUCCCAGUUACGAUUUGGGAAGGAUUGGGAACUGUGUCACUGGGGAUAGCUCUCAGAUUUCAAAAGCUCAUGCGAUUCCCAGUUAGUCCUCUUUUCUCCGCCUCCUGCUUCUGAGGAGCUCUUGGCUACUGCUCCAGCCUCAUGUCUGCCUGCCCGCUUUCCUGCUGCCUGUCAUGAUGAGCACGGAUGCUAACCCUGUGGAGCUGUGAGCCUCCAAGUUAAACUCUUGCUUUUGUAGGUUGCCUUGGUGUUUUACCACGGUAAUAUAAAAGUAAUUAAGACAGGUCUCAUCUCAGCACUUUGGAGACUGAGGCAGGGGGACCACAUACUGACUAGCCUGAGCUAUUUAUUGGUCGUGGGAGAGGAGGAAGAAAGAAAAGAGGAAUGGAGGGAGGGAGAGAUGGAGGAGGAAAGAAGAGGGGAAGACAAAAUAUUGAAACAGUUUCUGCUCUUCUAUCCUCUCACUAGUAAGAAAAUUACCACUAAGCCCUCCCUUUGUAUCUGUUUGCAUAUUUCUUACUAACAUAUGUUUUUUGUCAGACAUCCCAUUAAUACAAAUAGUAUAUUUAAUACUGAUAAUGUUUAGUUCUUUUUCUGUUUUGUUUUGGUUUUGUUUUUCAAGACAGGGGUUUUCUGUGUAGCUUUGCAGCCUGUCCUUGAACUUGCUCUGUAGACCAGGCUGCCCUCGAAGUCAUAGAGAUCCUCCUGCCUCUGCCUCCCAACUGCUGGGAUCAAAGGCGUGCGCCACAACCACCCAGCAAUAAUGUCUAUUUCUGAGCCACAAAAUGAGG
This is a messenger RNA of Alexandromys fortis (reed vole), 5625 nucleotides long. RefSeq names its product relaxin family peptide receptor 2 (gene Rxfp2). Gene Ontology annotation, molecular function: G protein-coupled peptide receptor activity; protein binding. Gene Ontology annotation, biological process: adenylate cyclase-activating G protein-coupled receptor signaling pathway; activation of adenylate cyclase activity; hormone-mediated signaling pathway. Gene Ontology annotation, cellular component: plasma membrane. The transcript is spliced from 18 exons. NCBI's taxonomy places the organism in Eukaryota, Metazoa, Chordata, Mammalia, Rodentia, Cricetidae. Bases 63 to 2282 code for a protein of 739 amino acids. The record is from RefSeq and is a predicted model, not a curated record.